Molecule: messenger RNA, 1230 nt
Organism: Talaromyces rugulosus
Lineage: Eukaryota; Fungi; Ascomycota; Eurotiomycetes; Eurotiales; Trichocomaceae
Exons: 1
Coding region: 1-1230 (409 amino acids)
Biological process (GO): lipid catabolic process
Molecular function (GO): triacylglycerol lipase activity
Source: RefSeq, a predicted model, not a curated record
AUGCUUGGUGCAGGAGGCGUCGCCGCCUUGGGGCUUUUAUGCUUGAGUGCGAUCUCUAGGGCCGAGUCCGUUGAGCGAGUCUCGCCCUUGCCUCCAUCUGUCGAUGCGUUUUAUCGCCCGCCCCCUUUUUUUGAGAGGAGUUCGCCAGGCACCAUUCUCCGGGUUCGAAAAGUGCCUCGGGCAGAUCGGAUAAGCGCUGGUGUGAUUGCUGACACGUAUCAAUUCCUUCUCCGGUCUAGCGAUAGCCAGGGAAUGCCGACGGCUAUCGUGACGACGGUGUUGGUUCCGCCAGAUGCUCAUACGGAUAAGCUAUUGGAAUUGCAGCUUGCAUAUGACUCGGCGUUUGUGGACUGUAGCCCUUCCUAUACGAUUUUCCAGAAUGAGUCAGAUAUCCCAGAAGCGGCGGUGGUCGGGAGAGCCCUGCAGCAGGGUUGGAAUGUCGCCGUGACGGAUUACGAAGGGUUCCCGGCGUCAUUCACAAAUGGAUUGAGGGCUGGGUAUUCAAUGUUGGACGCGACAAGAGCUUGUCUGUCCUCCACGCACCUGACAGGUAUCAAAAAAGACGCCAAGGUUGUGCUGGCGGGUGCCUCUGGGGGUGCGUUUGCUAGCGAAUGGGCGCUGGAACUACAGAAAUUCUAUGCACCAGAGCUGAAUUUUGCAGGGGCGCUACUCACAGCUCUGACGCCAAAUGUCAGCUCCGUUUUCAACAGUAUCGAUGGCACGAAUGGGGCCGGACUGAUUGGAUCAUCAAUCCUUGGUCUGUCAAAGGAGUAUGCCAACAUGUCAAACUGGGUGUCAGAAAAUCUAGUGGCAAGCAACGCAAACAAGCUUUUCCAGGCUGCCAAAUCGUGCUUGCUGGAGACGCUUACCGAUUUGGAUAAUACCGACUUCACGUCCUUUUUUGACGUGCCGUCUUGGGUUGAGGCUACGGUGCCCAAGAGUGUGAUUGAAAAUACUGGUAUUAUGGGCUUGCACGGCGUUCCUAAUGCCCCUAUUUACAGCUACAAGGGCACGGGUGAUCAGCUCAGUGUUGUAUCUGACACAGAUGCCCUCAUGGCAAAGUUUUGUGACGAGGGGGUGGAUGUUGAAUAUUACAGGGCUCUGAAUGUCUCUCAUAUCACUUCAGCUACUCAUGGAUAUGUGGCGGGCUGGUCGUGGCUAAGUGACAGAUUGAAUGGCGUGCCAGUACGAGGUGGAUGCUGGGUACAUAAUGUGACAAUAUCAAAGUAA